AUGUACGUGUUUGGUGGAUUGCCACUAUUCUACAUGGAAUUGGCUUUAGGACAGUUCCAAAGGAGCGGAUGCAUCUCGGUUUGGAAUCGUAUUUGCCCCUUCUUCACCGGUUUGGGCUACGGAAUCUGUAUUAUCGCAAGUUACACCGCCUGGUAUUACAAUACCAUUAUUUCCUGGGCUCUUUUCUACAUGUUCGACUCAAUGCGAUCGCGUCUACCGUGGGACAGUUGUGACAAUUGGUGGAACGACCCGAAAACGUGUAUUACCGUCUACCAGAAACUCGUUACCGGCACAAAUGACACUUCAGCCGACAAUCUUCUAAACAUCACCCGACAUGCUGUUAAUACAACUGGCUACUAUUCGUCCACCGAGCAGUAUUUCUACAACCGGGUGCUUCAAAUUCAAUAUGCUGAUGGAUUCAACAAAAUGGGAACCGUUCGAUGGGAGAUUGCUCUUUGCCUCAUGGCUGUUUUCACAAUCGUCUACUUCGCUCUUUGGAAAGGCGUCAAGAGUAGUGGAAAAGUAACACAAUUAUAUAAUGUUGAAAGAUACAUAUAUAUCUUUACUCUCAAUAUCUCUCAAUAA
Molecule: messenger RNA, 585 nt
Organism: Rodentolepis nana
Lineage: Eukaryota; Metazoa; Platyhelminthes; Cestoda; Cyclophyllidea; Hymenolepididae
Source: the annotation of a GenBank genome assembly